Messenger RNA from Aspergillus sclerotioniger CBS 115572, 1026 nucleotides. RefSeq lists its product as uncharacterized. The record is from RefSeq and is a predicted model, not a curated record. The transcript is spliced from 7 exons. Bases 251 to 934 code for a protein of 227 amino acids. Lineage: Eukaryota; Fungi; Ascomycota; Eurotiomycetes; Eurotiales; Aspergillaceae.
UACUGAGGGUAGCAUCUUGAUGGGUAUCUAUCUGGAGGGGAUGGCACGUAGCGAUGUAUUACUAUCUACCUAUCUGGAGUAUGUAGGAUGGAAAUGCGCUUUGAGAGUGCACCGCAGCGGCAUGGCGCCGCUAAUGGAAACCUGAUAAGAGAACAAUGUUGCCUAACUGGCAGGGGUUGAGCCUCUGGUAGCAGUGGUAGGAACAACGCUGCAGGGAUGUUGGAGUCCAAGCUCUGACUUGUCCAACGCCAUGCAGCCAUGGUGCGGUCGUUUGCCGCUGGGCCACUCUGGUUGGUGGGUGUUGGUCACAGAAGCGCUGGGGUUGGGAGCUCCGACCCCAGAAAGCACGGCGAAAAACUUCUCCCAUAACCAGUCUGCCUCGUCGCUUGCCUGUUUGGGUGCCAUUGGGUGCCAUUGGAUACCAUUGGAUACCAUUGGAUUCUGGCGCCCUCCUCAUGCGUUGUUGGCCCGUCAUGCCCCCCGGCUCCUUUCCUUCUUCUUCCGUUCUCUUUCCCCUGCACUCGAUCCAUCAUUGCGUCGGGUCUGCAGUUUUCUUCUCUUCUGCAAACCUUACCGGGUCUGCUCAGUCCCGUCCAGCUUCACGAUUAUUCACAUGUCUUCACCGUCACAUUCACAAACCAUGUCGUCAUUUGCUUCAUACGGAGGCCAAUCUAAUCAGUAUACGUCUCAGAGGCCAUACGCGACCUAUAGAAGUACCCAGAUACAUACAGAUACUGUCACUAUCCCCCGCUCAGAGUACACCGGUCUACUCCAAGAUUCACAACAUUUCUUGAAAUUGAGGGAUUCGCUCCUGACUGGAGGCCUGUCGCAGGAGACUCUUGAUGUCAGAACAUGUGCACCGAUUGACAUGCACUUACUGACCUUUCCAGAUAUUGAUCUACGGGGCUGCUCAGGCGGACUCGCAAAAUGGUAAUCAGGAAAACUUCACUGCAACCGUUCCUGCCGAUAAGAUACAUGGGGAUGAUGCUGCUGGCUGUCAGGAACACGCAGAGGUGCAGUACCAGA